Messenger RNA from Phytophthora nicotianae INRA-310, 674 nucleotides. RefSeq lists its product as hypothetical. NCBI's taxonomy places the organism in Eukaryota, Oomycota, Peronosporomycetes, Peronosporales, Peronosporaceae. The record is from RefSeq and is a predicted model, not a curated record. The transcript has a single exon. Bases 47 to 511 code for a protein of 154 amino acids.
UUCAAGGCCCCAAGCCGUACCUUCUUCAUAUCAAGUGAAACACAGUAUGCGCUUGCCGUUUGUUCUGAUUGGGGCUCUUUUUAUCGUUUUCGGGAGUACCAACGUGGUUGUGGCUGCUGGUACUGAUCGGAAGAUAACUCGAAGCUCACCUAUCGAUGUGGUUCAAUCUCCUGCUGAAAACACGAACGACAUUAGGGUCCUGCGCACGCUUGAGGAUGGCAAUGACAACCAAGAGAGGGCACUCGACUUGUCCAAGCUUCCUCAAGGCGUUAAUGCGGCUGCCGCCGAAAAAAUCGAAAAUGAGUGGCUACGCAAUACCGCGAAGUAUAAAGCCAUGAAGAGUAGCGACGACGAACUUUUCAAGGCCUUCGCAAUUUGGAAGAGGAUGGAGUAUACGAAGCGUGAUGUCGCUUGGGCCAUGCUAAAACUCCGUACGAAUCCUGUAACCAUCGUGAAUUUCGUGAAACGCUACAACAAAUAUCGUAAGAAUCCCGAUAUCCGGUUCGAGUAGGUAGGGGUUGCCGAGAUAUCUGUGCAAACGUGCUAUGGUGGAGCUACAACAUGAACAGAACGAGUAGAUUACACUAGUAGUAGUAUCCCUGAGAUUGAACAGCAAUGUUGUUACAGAGCAUGAAGAUGUUGGCGGCAAUACAUCUACGUUUUCACAACACUGC